This is a messenger RNA of Penicillium mononematosum, 2025 nucleotides long. RefSeq names its product fungal specific transcription factor domain-containing protein. Gene Ontology annotation, molecular function: zinc ion binding; DNA binding. Gene Ontology annotation, biological process: DNA-templated transcription. Bases 1 to 2025 code for a protein of 674 amino acids. Gene Ontology annotation, cellular component: nucleus. The transcript is spliced from 6 exons. The record is from RefSeq and is a predicted model, not a curated record. NCBI's taxonomy places the organism in Eukaryota, Fungi, Ascomycota, Eurotiomycetes, Eurotiales, Aspergillaceae.
AUGCCUUCCGCUGGUGGUAGUCUAAGAUCAACGCGCAAAAGGACGAUGACAUCUUGCUUGGAGUGUUAUCGCAGAAAGCAAAAGGUUCCGGCCUCCACUUCUCCCGCUAUUGAAGACUUUAGCCGUCUGACGUUUAUUCAGUGCGAUCCCUCGAUAAUGCCACAGUCUUCUGGGGCCUGGGAUCAACAAUCGAGAAUGCCGGAAGAUCAAGGCGAAAAUGUGACGACGCGAGAUGACCAAGUGGGAGGUCACUCGGGCUCAGGCAACCUGGGUUAUUCGUUGGUCCCUGGAAGCAACUCCUUUGUGGGGUUCCAACAGGUUCUCGGGAAUGAAGAGUUUCAGAGCAUGACUGCCGCACAAAGCAACGCUUCAAUACCCAUCCUUUCGCGAAUCAAUGCCGAGACACUAGUUUCGAACCUGCCGCCAAGGCCUGUCAUCCAAAGUCUAGUUAACUUGUUCUUCGUUGAAGUCAACUGGCAUUACUUUAUCCUCGAGAGAUUUUAUUUUGAUGACCUGUUUUCGCGUUGGCCACUUGGUGAGGAAACAGAGCCUGUGAGCUAUCUGAGCCGCGAACAGCUAUUCACAGAGUUACGUUACUUUUCUGCUGUGCUUUUCCAACUCAUUGCCUUGACACUGCAAUUCUUACCACCGGACGCAUUAGACUUGGUUCAAUUGUCGGCGAAUGAGCUAGCUGCCCCACAAACAUACAGCGAUCUGGGCGAUGAGCUAUUGUCAGUUUUAGGUAGGCCAGGGGUUGCUCUGGCUGCAGUCCAAGCGGACUUCCUGAGAUCAUCAUGUCUGAAGAAUUAUGGCCGGGGGACUGAGUCUUGGCAUGCAUUGGGACAUGCCAUCAGGCAAGCCCAGGAACUCGGACUGCAUCGCCAUAAGGAAAUCUAUCAGCCAGAUCAAGCCAACGUUGACAAGACGUUGAGUUUAUUCUGGUAUGAAGAACACAAGAAACACCUAUGGAUCAAUUUAUUUGUGUGGGAUAGUUUCAUGGCCAUGAUCCUUGGCCGUCCACGGAUGAUACACAGGGAUGACUGUGAUGCAAAGCUUCCUAUGGAGUGCAGUAUACCCAGGAACCCUUCCACGGCUGUACCUAUGGCGGUGCGUCCUGACGAAAGUCCCAGCACUACAACAGUAUCGGCAUCUUUAUUUCGAUAUGCAAUCGCAUGCAAGAUUCAUGAAAUGCGAGCUAUUAAAGCGGAUUAUCCUCAUCCUAAAGUCUACUCUGUCGUCCGAAAGCUCCAGGAGGAUACUACUUCAUCACUAAAUGGCUUGCCAUCCUCAAUUCGGCCCGAUUAUCCGGAUACGUCAUGGGACCUGGAAUGUCCCUACCUUCCUCAUCUGAGAGAAGAACUUAAAAUGACGGCGAACUUGUUCCUUAUGAAUUUGCACAGGCCGUAUAUUUUCUCUAGUACAGAGAGUCGAAAAGCCGCUUUGCAGGCCGCGUUUACCACGCUUGACUCCCAAUUGCGCUCUUUCGCACAAGCUAAACAACAUCAGUAUCACCUAUUUGGCCUCGCAUUCUAUACUGUUGAUGCCGCUUUUCUUCUCUCGAUCAUCGCGAUCUCAUGUCCUCCAGAAAAUCACGAAGCGAGGCAAAAUAUCGAAAACAUUCUCCAUCGAUCUAUCGAGAGUCUCUCAACUAUGGAGCGUUACAAUCCCAUAGCCAAAACGGGGUUGGAUAUUGUCCAACGUUGUUACAUAAAGCUCAAGGAAGCUUUCAAACCCCCCAGUAACACUUCUGGACCAACCCCUGUCCCGCGUGGCCCUUCCAACACCGUCUUGCAAAACCUGAUGAGGGACCUGAACGAGGAAUCCCACGAUCCAUCGGUGAAUUCGCUGCGCGAUUCCCGUCAACACGCCCGCAGUCCUGAGCUCGGUUCCUCUGCUUUUACGUCCCACGUAUUCCAGGACAAUUUUAGCCAAACGUAUUGGUUGGAGCAACUGAAUCAGAUCCAACCAUCUCUACUCUACGAGCAAGAUGCGUACGGGGUGUGGGGAAAUUUUUAUUUUGAUUGA